This is a messenger RNA of Epinephelus moara (kelp grouper), 3030 nucleotides long. RefSeq names its product CDP-diacylglycerol synthase (phosphatidate cytidylyltransferase) 1 (gene cds1). The coding region runs from base 256 to 1629 and encodes 457 amino acids. Gene Ontology annotation, molecular function: phosphatidate cytidylyltransferase activity. The record is from RefSeq and is a predicted model, not a curated record. Gene Ontology annotation, cellular component: endoplasmic reticulum membrane. NCBI's taxonomy places the organism in Eukaryota, Metazoa, Chordata, Actinopteri, Perciformes, Serranidae. The transcript is spliced from 13 exons.
CGGUGAUAAACAAACACACGCAGCAGACUCACUGGGAUCGUGUCGGGCUCUGUUGCGACUCUUUGGCAGCUCCAGCUGACUUCCAGGAAAGCUGACCCUCUCCACGGACCGAGCUUUUACACCCUAACCCGGGUUAUUAAUCCAGGACUUUAUCUGAAAACCCCGGGACUAGUGUCGGCUCGUGCCUCCCUCCCUCCUUCCCCCGGAGUCGGCUUAUGUGACACAUUAACGUCCCGGCAGCGACACGAGCGAGACAUGACGGAGCUGAGGAAGCGAGGCGGAGGCGGAGGAGACCCUGACAGCACCGAGAAUAUCAGCGACAAGGAGGCGGAUGGCGAUGACAGGCUGGGCUUGCCAGUCGACGCAGAGGGAGAGGGUGACGGUGACUCCAAAGCAGACACUCCAGAUGUUCCUCCCUCCACAGCAGACACAGACAACACUCCACAAUGUUUGAACAAAGCUCUGGAGGGCCUGCCGCCCAGAUGGAAGAACUACUGGAUACGAGGAGUUCUGUCUUUAGCCAUGAUUUCGGGCUUCUUCCUCAUCAUCUAUAUGGGACCUGUCACUCUUAUAUUAGUGGUGAUGACUGUCCAAAUCAAGUGUUUCCAGGAAAUCAUCACCAUCGGCUACAGAGUUUACAAAUCCUAUGAGCUGCCUUGGUUCAGGACACUAAGCUGGUACUUCCUGAUUUGCGUCAACUACUUCUUCUAUGGUGAAACUGUUGCGGAUUACUUCGGGGCUCUGGUGCAGCGGGAGGAACCUCUGCAGUUCCUGGCUCGCUAUCACCGCUUCAUCUCCUUUGCUUUGUACCUCGCAGGUUUCUGCAUGUUUGUGCUGAGUUUAGUGAAGAAACAUUACCGCCUGCAGUUUUAUAUGUUUGCUUGGACCCAUGUGACCCUGUUGAUUGUGGUAACUCAGUCCCACCUUGUCAUUCAGAACCUGUUUGAAGGAAUGAUCUGGUUCAUUGUCCCGAUCUCCAUUGUGAUCUGCAAUGACAUCAUGGCCUAUCUCUUUGGAUUCUUCUUUGGGAGGACUCCGCUCAUCAAGCUCUCGCCCAAGAAGACCUGGGAGGGCUUCAUCGGAGGGUUCUUCUCCACAGUGGUCUUUGGCUUCAUCCUGGCCUACCUACUGUCUCGGUUCCAGUAUUUCGUGUGUCCCGUGGGCUUCAACAGUGAGACCAAUGGGUUUACAGUUGAAUGUGAGCCCUCUGAUAUCUUUGUGAUGCAGGAGUACACUCUGCCAGCUGUGCUACAAAACACACUGGGAUGGAAAACGGUGAACUUGUACCCCUUCCAGAUCCACAGCAUCUUCCUCUCAUCCUUCGCCUCUCUCAUCGGGCCUUUCGGCGGCUUCUUUGCCAGCGGCUUCAAGCGAGCCUUCAAAAUCAAAGACUUUGCCAACACCAUCCCCGGCCACGGUGGCAUCAUGGAUCGAUUCGACUGUCAGUACCUGAUGGCCACCUUCACACAUGUCUACAUAGCCAGCUUCAUCAGGGGACCGAACCCGAGCAAGGUGCUGCAGCAGCUGCUGAUGCUUCAGCCUGAACAGCAGCUCAGCAUUUUCCACACUCUGCACUCCCACCUGAGAGAGAGGGGCAUGCUCCCCCCAGCUGCUGCCGCCCAGGCUUGAUGAAAGACCGGCUGGCUUCACGGGGCGACGGCUGGAGAGUGUGUGUGAUGGUUUGGAAAGUUUGUGUAAGCAUGUACACACACUCACACACCUACACAGACACACACACUCUUAGGUAUGGCUGUAUGGUGUGUGAUUCCAGGCCUCUCUCAGAGCGUCCGUCAUCAUCAUCCUGCCGACUCUUCAUUCAACUUCCAACCAGCUCAAAAUCACGACUUUGAACCUGAGGUGACUCUCCAGACUACGUGGAAUAACCUCGUAGGAUAAAAAACAACACAACAACAAAAAAAUUGCUUUCCACUUGGACCGGCACAUAAACUAUGACACGCUUCACAAGCGAACAGGCAGUCCCCAUCCUAGAAACUCACAGACUGAAGAUAAAAUGUCUUAUCGAACAAAACUGACUCUGAAGCACACGGCUCUCUCAGCGCAGGUGGAUGGUGGAUGUGCAGUUUCCCCGUGGACAGCAAACAUUGCACUGACUAGCAGAACAAACGGAUUUAAGGAGCUUCUACCAGCAUAAACUGGGCCCAAAGUGUCGGGCACGUGGACCUGAGCUACAGCAAACAGACUGAGACUUGUCUUUCUGGGUUUGGGUGUGGGCGAAGCGAUGAUGCAGCAGGGUUGUCAGAAUACUGUAGACACUGUUUUAUAUACUAUGCUCUAUUUAAUGGUCCUAACCUCACAGCGUAACAAAACAUGUAGCAUGUACGCAAGUCCUGUCUCGGGCUUUUGCUAAACUAAGCCAUGUUUAUUCUCUUCUUCCACAGCGUGAACUUUUAGCUUUUAGGUUUCUGUCUGAAUCUAAAUAACUCGCACAAUAAGAGUCAAUACAGUUUGACCGUAGGCAUGUUAACGCAGAAACUAGAGCAUCAGCACUCAAGUUAAUGUAUUGUACAUAAAUAUACUGAAGAUAUUUAGCUGAACAAAUACCUAAUACGUACUAUAACUACUUGUGUGACCUGCUGGGGAAAAAGAAAAACACUUUUAAGCUAUGAGAAAUGAUAUGCAAAAAUAGAGAUGUAACUCAUUUGUAGCCUUUAGCAUGAACAAAUUAGAUUUUUAUGAGGUAGGGGUGUAGGUUUGAUCUGAGGUUGCUGCUUAUUUAAAAGGUGUGCUGGGUGAACCUUUAUCAGAGAUUGGAAAAAGAAUUUUAAAGGAACAGUUUGACGUUUGGAAAAUACGCUUUUUCUUGCCCGAGCUGCGAGGUGAAUAGCAUGAAGACUGGAAGCAGGGGGCAACCAAAAUCUAAAAUCUGCCUACCAACACCUGAAAGCUCACUAAUCAACCGUUCUACAAAGCAGCUAAUGGUUAUAAUCCCAACUUUAGUUUUCUAACCUCAUGCCCCUGAGUCCUGGUGGGAUCAGAGAGUACAAUUGCGUCACUAUGGGAAUUCAGAAA